This is a messenger RNA of Mobula hypostoma (lesser devil ray), 10615 nucleotides long. RefSeq names its product INO80 complex ATPase subunit (gene ino80). NCBI's taxonomy places the organism in Eukaryota, Metazoa, Chordata, Chondrichthyes, Myliobatiformes, Myliobatidae. Gene Ontology annotation, molecular function: ATP-dependent chromatin remodeler activity; ATP binding; DNA binding. Gene Ontology annotation, biological process: DNA-templated transcription; chromatin remodeling; DNA repair. Bases 247 to 4923 code for a protein of 1558 amino acids. Gene Ontology annotation, cellular component: Ino80 complex; nucleus. The record is from RefSeq and is a predicted model, not a curated record. The transcript is spliced from 36 exons.
UCGGCCUGGGUGGGCUGGAAGUAGAACCGCAAUGGCGGUCGUCGGCGGCGGCGGCGCUCGGAGGGACUCAGGCAGAGCGGCUGCGAAACCGGCCGCCCCGCUCCCUCUGUCAGACAUCGCAACCUCUGCCUCGCCAAAGCAAGCGCCAUCUUGGCUGGGCGAGCGGAGCGGCGCGGCGAGGCAGACGCAGGGGCGAGCCGAGAACCAACAAAAGGCCCAGAUUUUCCUGUAUAAGAGGACCUUUCUAUGGCAGCAGACCUACUUCAAAGUGAGAAUGGGAGUGGUGCAGAGCUGGCAAAGCCUCUACAUCUGCAGUACCUGGAACGUGCACUACGACUUGACCCCUUCCUGCGCCAAGCUGCAAAUGUAUUCAACAGACCUAUUUCUAGUGACGAGAGUGAUGAUGGGCUUGAGGAGGCUCCCUCACAUUCUAAAACAAGUUGUGGAAACCUGAGCCACAUUAAGAAGGAACCUGUUGAUGAGGAUCUGGGAGAACAACCUGAAGUAGUGCAGAAUAGAACUCUGACCACUCCACCUUCAAUCAAUGGUGCAUUUCAUCCAGCAGAACUUAAAGUUGAGAAGGGAAACGUAUACAAUUUCAGCAAAUUGAAGAAAAGCAGAAAAUGGCUGAAGAACAUUCUCUUGAGUAAUGAGACAUCAGACUCGAACACUGAUGUUGAUGAUACUGAGGGGGAAUUCACCCUCAGCAAAGAAGAGUUGCAUGAUAUGUUACGUCUGCAUAAGUACAGAAAAUUGCACCAGAGCAGGGUGCACAGCAUCAGAGAGCUCCAGCAGUACCAAUACUACAGCACUGGACUGCUAUCCAUGCAUGACCAUUUUUAUGAGCAGCAACGCCAUGUCCUAGGUCCUAGCAGGAAGAAGAAAAAAGAAGAGAAAAAGAUCAAGGCUAAACUAAAGAAAGUGAAGAAGAAGAGGAAGCGUGAGGAGGAGCAUUCUUCUGAAGAAUCCCCACGGAGGGCAGAGAUGAAAAUAUUUGCCAAAUUCUCCCAUGACGCUCCUCCUCCAGGUUCAAAGAAAAAGCACCUUAAUCUGGAGCAGUUGAAUGCACGGCGACGCAAGGUGUGGCUCAGUAUUGCAAAAAAAGAGGUUCCUAAGGUCUACAAGCAGAAAUCCUCAGCGCGCAACAUGGUUCUCACCAACACCAAGAAGCUGGCACACCAGUGUAUGCGAGAAGUGCGGAGGGCUGCCAUCCAGGCACAAAAGAAUUGUAAAGAAACGCUACCACGAGCUCGCAGGCUGACCAAAGAGAUGUUGUUGUACUGGAAAAAAUAUGAUAAAGUAGAGAAGGAACAUCGGAAACGGGCAGAGAAAGAAGCCCUGGAACAGCGGAAACUGGAUGAAGAGAUGCGUGAGGCAAAAAGGCAACAGCGGAAGUUGAACUUUCUAAUCACACAAACAGAGCUGUAUGCACAUUUUAUGAGCCGGAAGCGAACGCCUGGGAAUGAUGCAUUGCAGGAAGAAAUCUUGAUGAAGCUAGAUGACAAUGUAAUGUACAGACAGAUUGACAUAGGAGGUGGUGUUAUGGUUAAUGUCAGUCAAGAGGAUUACGAUAGCGAAUAUUAUAAAGCACAGGCACUGAAGAAUGCAGAAGAUGCUUUUCGAGUGCAACAGGACAGAACCCGGCUAUUUGAUGAAGAGGCAAAGGAGAGCCGCAUGGCUGCACUUCGUGCAGCUAAUGAGUCUGGGACUGGCUUUGGGGAGAGUUACAGUUUGGCUAACCCCUCCAUUCGGGCUGGUGAAGAUAUCCCUCAACCUUCUAUGUUCAAUGGCAAACUCAAAGCCUACCAACUGAAAGGCAUGAAUUGGCUUGCUAAUCUCUAUGAACAGGGCAUUAAUGGGAUCCUUGCUGAUGAAAUGGGGCUCGGUAAAACAGUGCAGAGCAUUGCUUUCUUAGCACAUCUAGCGGAGAGAGAAAACAUCUGGGGUCCGUUCUUGAUCAUCUCUCCUGCUUCCACUCUCAACAACUGGCACCAGGAGUUCUCCAGAUUUGUCUCAAGAUUCAAGGUCCUGCCUUACUGGGGCAACCCACAUGACCGAAAGGUGAUCAGGAAGUUCUGGAGUCAGAAAACAUUGUACACACAAACUGCACCUUUCCAUGUGGUGAUAACCAGUUAUCAGCUGGUGGUUCAGGAUGUGAAGUACUUUCAGCGGGUGAAGUGGCAAUAUAUGGUGCUAGAUGAAGCACAGGCACUUAAAAGCAGUUCCAGUGUUCGUUGGAAGAUUCUGCUACAAUUCCAGUGUCGCAACCGACUGCUGCUUACAGGAACCCCCAUUCAGAACACUAUGGCAGAGCUGUGGGCACUGCUACAUUUCAUCAUGCCAACACUCUUUGAUUCACAUGAUGAAUUCAAUGAAUGGUUUUCCAAGGAUAUUGAAAGCCACGCUGAGAAUAAAUCUGCCAUUGAUGAAAACCAGCUGUCUCGUCUCCACAUGAUUCUCAAGCCCUUCAUGUUAAGGAGGAUCAAAAAGGAUGUGGAGAAUGAGCUCUCUGAUAAGAUUGAGAUACUAAUGUACUGCCAAUUGAAAAGCAGGCAGAAGAUGCUCUAUCAGGCUUUAAAGAACAAAAUUUCCAUUGAAGACCUACUACAGUCAUCCAUGGGAACCACUCAACAGGCCCAGAACACCACCAGCAGUCUUAUGAACCUCGUCAUGCAAUUUCGAAAGGUCUGUAACCAUCCAGAACUAUUUGAACGCCAAGAGACUAAAUCACCUUUUCACAUGUCUCUGAAACCUUACAACAUUCCGAAGCUUAUUUAUAGAGAUGGGCAGAUUAACCACUUCAAUCACUGUCGCAACAGAUGGUUACGAGUCAUUCUGUCCCCAUUUUGUCCAGCUCACAUCCACCAGUCUCUCUUCCAUAGAAAAGGGAAUGAUGAAGGAAAUUGCUUUUCUUUUCUGCGUUUUAUAGACGUUUCGCCUUCAGAAAUGUCAAAUAUCAUGCUUCAGGGGAUGCUUGCAAGGUGGUUAGCUCUUUUUUUGUCACAGAAAGCUUCUUACAGGCUCCACCAUGUACGUAGUUGGAGUGAAUGUGAAGUGAAGAAUCAGGCCCUGAACAGUUCUGAUAUGAUCAUGUGGGUUGAUUCUUGUACAUCUUUCCCCAAUGUUCGCAACAGUAGAACUUUCCAGGAUCUUUGUUUUACUGGCUAUUGCAAAGCAUUUAUCAGCCACAAUCAUCACCGUAUCCAUCGACGGAAAUCUGCUACCUCAACCGUCCGCCACAGUCAGCCUACAGAAAUGCCAGCCUUCCUGUACAGCAGCAUUCCCAGGGUGACCGCAAUCCCACGUGAUAUCUACUGCUGUGAUAGAAGUGCAGAGUAUGAGCGUCGACUGAUGAGAGAAGGAGGCCAACUCACAGCCAAACAGUGCCUCCUGUAUGGAACCCCACAACUAGCACUUAACUGGAAAAAUCGGCUAUCCUCUUUUUUCCCUGAAGAUCCUGGUGGUUUGUUAGCUGUUCAGUUCAGACAUGGCUGGUCCUUUAUUAGGAUCCCUGACAAAGAAAGCCUGAUUACAGACAGUGGGAAGCUGCACACUCUUGACAUCCUCCUGACACGCCUGAAGUCUCAGGGUCAUCGUGUGCUCAUUUACUCCCAGAUGACACGGAUGAUUGAUCUACUGGAGGAGUACAUGGUUUUCAGGCAACAUACUUACAUGAGACUGGAUGGUUCUUCAAAAAUCUCUGAGAGGCGGGAUAUGGUGGCAGACUUCCAGAGCAGGACGGAUAUCUUUGUCUUCCUACUCAGCACCAGAGCUGGCGGCCUUGGCAUCAAUUUAACAGCUGCUGAUACAGUUAUAUUUUAUGACAAUGAUUGGAAUCCAACAGUGGAUCAACAGGCUAUGGAUCGAGCUCAUAGGCUGGGUCAGACCAAACAAGUAACUGUAUAUCGACUCAUCUGCAAGGGAACGAUUGAGGAACGAAUCUUGCAGCGUGCAAAGGAAAAGAGUGAGAUUCAGCGAAUGGUCAUUUCUGGAGGAAACUUCAAACCAGACACACUUAAACCAAAAGAGGUGGUCAGCUUGUUGCUGGAUGACGAGGAACUGGAGAAGAAAUUGCGUCUGCGACAAGAAGAAAAGCGGAUACAAGAAGAAUCAAAUAAAGUGAAAGAUCGAAAGAGAAAACGAGAAAAAUAUGCAGAAAAGAAGAAGAAGGAGGAUAGUGAGAAUGCAAUGAAGAGGAGGAAAGAUGGCUGGAAUAUGUUAACACCCUCGUUAGCAUCUGCCGAUAACUCCAACAUGUCCUCAGGAAACAUGUCAGCAGAUGGAGAGGAAUCUUUCAUUAGUGUGGACUCAGCUAUGCCCAGCCCUUACAGUGAGAUAUCAAUGAGUAGUGAACAGCACACGGGAUCUAUUGCACCCGAUGAAAGCAGCAGUGACCUUGUCAUUGUGGAUGACCCAACAUCAGCCUCUCAAUCCAGAGCAACCAAUUCUCCAGUCUCCGUUGCAGGCUCAACUUCAGAUCACAUGAACGGUGUUUCGCAAGACAAGUCUGGUUCCAGCAUGGGCCCUUCAGGCAGGGGCAGGGGACGUCCAAAAGGAUCUGGGACUACAUCAAAGAGUUCAGGAAAGAAUCGAGGGAGAAAGUCCACUGCUGGUAGUGCAGCAGCAAUGGCAGGAGCCAGGGCAGGGGCAGCAGCCGCUUCAGCUGCUGCAUAUGCAGCAUAUGGGUACAGUGUGUCCAAAGGUAUGGCAAAUAGUGGCCCAGGACAGUCUCCUCUCUCCCGGCCAACUAGCAGCAGCACAUUUGGAAUGAUGAGCACCUCCCCCAUGGGCUCACCGCACAGCAUAUCAAACAGUGUACCAGGAACACCACAAACCCCAGCCGACACUAGCACACCUGCUCUAUCACCUGGCAAGAAAGGCAGCAGGGGUCUGGUUCAGCCUCCAUCGGCUGGGGGCCGGUAACCACCAGCAUUAAUGUAGUUGGUGGUGGGGGUGCCGGGCGAGAGGGAGGGGUGUGAUUGUAUUGAGAGGGAGGGGCGGUGGGGGUGUCACAAAUUUCACAUGUAAGGGUUUAAAAUUUAAAAAGCCUAAUAAGCAAAAUCAUGGAAAAAGCCUUUUCCUCUGAAUGAUGUGUACAUAAUGUUUACCAUGAGAGCACAGAUUCUUGGUUCGUUUUUUUUUUGAAUGUGCUAUUUUUUUAUCGAUGAACUUGUAAAUAUGUACAAAAAAUGGAAAAAAUCAAACAGAAACUGCUAUCUUUUACUAACCCAACAGAGGCUUGUGAGAAUCCAGCUGAGUGAUGAAUAGUAAUUUUAUGAAGAGAUUGUAUGUGUGUGAAUUUUUACUAGUUUCCAGUGCUGAAAGGUAAACAUUCUGAAGUCCUUGUGUUUAAUUUGCAGAGGUAUUAGCCAGUUGCCCUUGAGAACAGAAGCAUCAUUUGCCCUGUGUCACCCUCCAUGCUGCCUCCUUUCCACAACUACAUGUUACUGUUCAGUGGUGGUGCUGUUCCCUCCAGCUGCUAGGAGGGGCUUCCAAAUGCAUCUCUGUCUGAUGUGCUGGUGGUCUCCCCUUUUCACAGACUUUACUGCUUCGAUUGGAAACUCCCAGGCUGUUCACAAGUAUUUGUAAAUUGCUAGGACAGGCAGAACUUGGCAGCUAUCAAUUCACGUAGGGGUAUUCCCUGACAUAGCGCUGCUGCCUGGUGUUUCGAUAUACUUUAUCACGUGUUGAUUCCUGCAAAUUACCCCUCAGGUUUCUGACCUUUCCUGCAUGCCAUCAAGAAGAGCCCGAUUGUGCACAGAUAGCACUGUGACACAGCUUUAGCUCUGGUUGUGUACAGGAGUUUCUCUACCUGUUGUUUUUCCCUCUAUGCCUUUGUGUGUACCCAUUCCUGGACCCUCUGGCACUCAGUCCACUUUCCCUGGCAUUCUGUCUGCUCUCCACUCUUUGUUCUCUGUCUCAUUCUGACCCACAUCAAAGGUCUUGCUGUUGUUCUCCUUUUUGCCUCCGAUUUGGCUUCUUUCCCUUGUUAUGAGCAAAAGAAAAAUAUGCAAUAUUUUAAAUGACGUGUUUUUAUGAAUGUUAAAAUCUGGAGCAUGUGCAGUGAAUGCUGCUGCUCCUCAUUUGAAUCUGUUGUCCUCUCAGUUGCCACCCUUGGUGUUGCCUUUCAUCCCUGGUAGAACGCCAGGCUAGUUUUUCCAUCCAGUGGAAUGGAUCUGUUGAAAGAUUUAAUGUAUAAUUCAGAAGACAUCGUUCUGCUUGUACGGGCAGCUCUGUGAGAUAUGCUGCAACAGCCCUCAUCACCACCCCUCCCCCAUACAGUAGCUCUCCAUUUGCUUCAAGGUAGAGUAGAACCUGAACAGAGUUAAUCCUUGGAAGGCGCUUGUCUUUUAAAACAUCCAGAGGACAAUUGACAACAGAGGACACUAAAAUUAUGAUGAUUCUUGUCCCAUACUUCAGGUUACAUUCCACUUCCACCCCCAGUACGUGUCAAGUACAGAAUCUUCACUGUAAGGCAUCUCUGCUUUCUCAUGGGCAAGCACAUGCUUUUUCCUUUUCCCUUGGCCAAGUAUUGAAUGGUGCCUGUUGAGGUGGGAUCCUGGAGCCCUGUUCCAAAUGGCCACGCUCUGUUUAUUCUGGUCUGCUGAUAAUACACACAUUAUAUCUCUGUGUUCCAACACUUGCAUGUUCUGUUUAAGACUUUUUAAAAACUGGGCAUUGAGUCAGGGAAAUAGUUUUUAAUUCUGUAUUGGCCUGUGCAGAGAUUCAGCUUGUGGCCAAGAGAACAAAGUGGGGAAGUUUUGAGGAGGAUGCAUGGAGGAGGGGGCCUGAAGGGUUAUAUGUGCAAUGUAUGCAGUAUUAGUUCUCGGAAUCAGUUCUUCCCUGCCCACCUCCACAUUGUGGGUUGGUUGACUGAUUUGUUUUACUGCACCCCCAUAACUUAACACAAUCAGUUAAUGAAAUCACACAUGAUUUGUGUUCAACUUUAGCAAGACUGAUUCAGGUACAAACUGUGUCACAAUAAAAUCAGUGUCUAAUGAAAUACUGGUGUUCGUGCUUCUUGAUGUAAGCUUGGCUGUGAAAUAGAGCGUUUUUUGGCAAAUUCACUUAGACAGUGCAUUCCCUCCAACUUUGAUUCUUGGACCAAGCACAACACCUACUAAAUGACAAUAAAAGAGGACUGCGUGUCCUCAUAAUCUAAUAAUCUAAAAACACCUGGACUAAACCAGGGCAACAGAGGGACUAAAUGCAUUACUAAAUGACAAUAAAAGAGUACUGUGUGUCCUCAUAAUCUAAUAAUCUAAAAACACCUCGGCUAAACCAGGGCAACAGAGGGACUGGAACAGUCAAACUGUGCACUGAGAUAAGGUUUCAGGUGGUUUCCAAUUUAGUUCCUUUCUGAGUGACCCUUGCUAGAAAGAGCCUGAAAACAGGUGUGAGAUGAAAGUCAAAUCCAAUUCCUUGUUCCCACAGUAGAACAGACAGCCAGCAUUUAUUUUUGAAAUUUUUCAUAAAGAAUGGCCCCUGGGCUGAAGACUGACUCAUUCUGAUUCCUGUGGUGUAGUACCUCACCAAGGACGAUGUGUGGGAGCUGUGAAGUCCAGUCUGUACCGUCCAUAUGUUAUGGAGGAAGGCGACGAGACCACAGCAGCAAAAUAAUGGGAGGAAAUGAAUGUGUAAUUGGGAGCAAUAGUGUAACAGCUCUGCAAUGUGAGGGAGGAUAUGCAUGUAAAGGGAAGGUUGAGUAGCAACUGAAUAAUGUGAGGGAGCUGACAAAUUUGGAAACCAUUUGAAGGACGUGUGCCUGCGGCAUAGAAACAAAUAGGCCAUUUGCCUCUUGUGCCUGUUCCACCUCUCAGUAAUGUGCCUGAUCUUUUUUCCCUUGGCUCCACUUUCCUGCAGUUAACCUCAUUCUCAUAUUAUCCACAAAUCUCUCUGUCUUGAACAUAGUAACUCAUUCAUGGAGCAGAGAGUUUCAAAGUUUAGCUACCCACUGAAUGAAGAUUUCCCUUCUCGAUUCCAAAUGACCAGCCCCUAUUUUGAGACUAGGACUCAUGGAUCUAGGUUAGAGAUACCCAGCUAUAGAAAAAAAUACCUGCAUCUAUUCUCUGAAAUCCCAUAAGAAUUUUGUAUGUUUCCAUCAAGUCAUCUCUCAAUUUAAAAAGUGCAAGUCCAAUCUACUUAAUCUGCAGACACUCUCUUAGAAUAAUCUCCCAGCCAUUACCUUAACCAAUACUCAAUCUUUGUUGUAUUUCCUCUAUCCCUUUGGAUAGAGAGACAAGACCCAUACAUAAUAUUACAGUCUGAAGUCUCAGCAAGGCUGUAUAUAAUUGCAAUAAGAUGUCUGACUCUAACCCUCCACACAGAAUACCUGUGUCCAGUUGUAUCAAAUGGCAAGAGGCAGAAUGUAAGUGUAUAACAAAAGGUUUGUACUGUAUUAAUUCUUUAUAGCUAUGUGUGUAGGUGGUUGUAAUAUGAGGAGUGGUGAUAUCAUAAAUGACUGAAUGACAUGACUAGUCUAUAAUGUGAGAGCUAAUGACUGUCAUGAAAUUUUUUUAAACUGCGGAUGCUGGAUAUCUGAAAUUAAGCAAAAUGCUGGAGACAAUGCAGUAGGUCAGUCAACAUCACAAUUCAAUAGAUGUAUGCAAACACUGAAUUAGUUCAGAGAAAAUGAACUAAUGUUUCAGGUCAGAGACCCGUUGUGGGUGUGAAGAAAUGUUUUGUCAGAUGCAAUCCUGGCUUCACAUUAUUGUUUUGACCUUUGAUUCGAUGCUGUAGGUAAGCUUCAGUGAAACAGCUAAAUGAAAUAUGAGGGCAAGCAUACCUAUAACUUGUCAAUGAAUCUGUAUCCAUUGCAUGUACAAUGAGAAGCUUGUGAUGUGGGAUAGAAAUGGAAAUCAGGUAACAGUUUGUUACUGUCUUUGGCUUCCUGUUAUAGAAGAAAUAGCUUUGUUCUUUGAAGUCAGUUGUCAAAUACACUGUUAGUGAAGAAGUAAGAGGUAUGGAAGGUUACUGUGACUAGAAGUGGUGUUGGGAUUAACAGAUGCAUACAGCGACCCCUGCAUUACAGUUACAGAUACUGGAGAUCUAAGCAACACACACAAAUGGAGGAACUUGGCAGGACUGAUGAAGGAUCUUGACUGUUUACUCUUUUUCACAGAUGCUGCCUGGCCUGCCGAGUUCCUCCAGCAUUUUGUGUGUGUUGUCUGAAUUACAGUUGUUGCAGUUCUGGAAAUUUGCCCUUAUGGAAUUCAUAAAUCAUUACUCAACAAUUCGACAUGGAGAAUAAAUAUUUCUUGCAGAAUUUAGCUGGAGAAAAAUUAAAAAGAUUUAUACAAAAUGCAAAAGUAGUAACAAAUCUGGUCUUUUUAAAACUCAUUUCUUGAUUCAUGCAAAAUAAUGUUGCUUUUUUAAAGAAUUAAUUAACUUUGCUAUCUAGCACAUUUUAUUCUCUCUCCCCCCCCCCACCCCCGAGUCUUUCCACAUUAAUCACCCUCAAAGUAUCUGUAAUGAGGCCAGUAAGUUUAAUUGAAACUUGUAGAACAUAGAACAUAGAAUAGUACAGCACAGUACAGGCCCUUCGGCCCACAAUGUUGUGCUGACCCUCAAACCCUGCAUCCCAUAUAAGCCCCCACCUUAAAUUCCUCCAUAUACCUGUCUAGUAGUUUCUUAACUUCACUAGUGUAUCUGCCUCCACCACUGACUCAGGCAGUGCAUUCCAUGCACCAACCACUCUCUGAGUAAAAAAACUUUCCUCUAAUAUCCCCCUUGAACUUCCCACCCCUUGCCUUAAAGCCAUGUCCUCUUGUAUUGAGCAGUGGUGCCCUGGGGAAGAGUCGCUGGCUAUCCACUCUAUCUAUUCCUCUUACUAUCUUGUACAUCUCUAUCAUGUCUCCUCUCAUCCCCCUUCUCUCCAAAGAGUAAAGCCCUAGCUCUCUUAAUCUCUGAUCAUAAUGCAUACUUUCUAAACCAGGCAGCAUCCUGGUAAAUCUCCUCUGUACCCUUUCCAAUGCUUCCACAUCUUUCCUAUAGUGAGGUGACCAGAACUGGACACAGUAGUCCAAGUGUGGCCUAACCAGAGUUUUAUAGAGCUGCAUCAUUACAUCGCGACUCUUAAACUCUAUCCCUCGACUUAUGAAAGCUAACACCCCAUAAGCUUUUUUAACUACCCUAUCCACCUGUGAAGCAACUUUCAGGGAUCUGUGGACAUGUACCCCAAGAUCCCUCUGCUCCUCCCACUACCAAGUAUCCUGCUAUUUCCUUUGUACUCUGCCUUGGAGUUUGUCCUUCCAAAGUGUACCACCUCAUACUUCUCCAGGUUGAACUCCAUCUGCCACUUCUCAGCCCACUUUUGCAUCCUAUCAAUGUCUCUCUGCAAGCUUUGACAAUCCUCUACACUAUCUACAACACCACCGACCUUUGUGUCAUCUGCAAACUUGCCAACCCACCCUUCUACCCCCACAUCCAGGUCGUUAAUAAAAAUCACGAUAAGUAGAGGUCCCAGAACAGAUCCUUGUGGGACACCGCUAGUCACAAUCUUCCAAUCUGAAUGUACUCCCUCCACCACGACCCUCUGCCUUCUGCAGGCAAGCCAAUUCUGAAUCCACCUGGCCAAACUUCCCUGGAUCCCAUGCCUUCUGACUUUCUGAAUAAG